Trypanosoma grayi is the source of this 912-nucleotide messenger RNA. Its product is annotated as 2Fe-2S iron-sulfur cluster binding domain containing protein. Gene Ontology annotation, cellular component: mitochondrion. Lineage: Eukaryota; Euglenozoa; Kinetoplastea; Trypanosomatida; Trypanosomatidae. The coding region runs from base 1 to 912 and encodes 303 amino acids. The record is from RefSeq and is a predicted model, not a curated record. The transcript has a single exon. Gene Ontology annotation, molecular function: flavin-dependent sulfhydryl oxidase activity; flavin adenine dinucleotide binding.
AUGUCGGAGCAGGAGCCGCUGAAGGAAAUCUCGGGCAAGUGCCCCACGCCAGGUGAGCUUGGCCACUCGGGCUGGAACGUGCUCCACAGCGCAGCAGCUGUGUACCCGUACAAGCCCACGCCGCUGCAGCAGGAGGCGUUCCGCAGCUUUAUUCACGGCUGGUCGCACGUGUACGCCUGUACUCACUGCGCGUACCACAUGCGGCGCUACUUGGAGCGGAACCCGCCUGUCGUCACGGACAAGCUGGCCCUUAACCGAUACAUGUGCGAGUUCCACAACACGGUCAACAAGAGCGUUGGUAAAAGAGUGUACGACUGUGACCCGAUGAUUGUGCUACGGCGCUGGCAUCCGAAAUAUCCGGAUAUGGAGGAUCAGCCGACCGUGGAGGAACAGAUUGAGGCGCAGAAGAAGCUGGAUCAGUUCGAGGCACAAAAGGAGUUGCUGGGAACGCAGCAGCAGCACCAGCCACGCCGUGAGACACAUAUUCCCUUGACAAAGGGCGAUGACGGCGGUGUUGGAGGCGGCAGUAACAGCAGUACCUCUCUACAGCGCCCAUCAGAGCGGUGGCGUGUGGAGAGCGCCGACGUCAAGAGCAAUGUGGGCACGUUCGCCGCGGGUUGGGGCUCCUUCGGCCAACAAAAACAACAACAGCAGCGGAAAGAUGAGGCCGUUGCCCCACCGCGCCAGGAAGAGUCGUCAAAUAAGGGCUGGUGGCUCUUCGGCGGCAAUUCGACGCGCGGCGACAACUCCUCCAGUCGCAACGACGGUGCGGCUGUCGGUGGCGCCGCAAGGGCUGCUGGCACAGGCGGCAAGGUAGCGGAUGACGAAGCCGAUGUGCUCUCCAUCAUGAAGCGCCUGAAGGCCUGCAUGGUGUACUGCCCUGAGAACGACAAGAAUGCGCCGUCGACGUAG